Molecule: messenger RNA, 888 nt
Organism: Phaeoacremonium minimum UCRPA7
Lineage: Eukaryota; Fungi; Ascomycota; Sordariomycetes; Togniniales; Togniniaceae
Product: putative protein phosphatase methylesterase 1 protein
Exons: 4
Coding region: 1-888 (295 amino acids)
Biological process (GO): protein demethylation
Molecular function (GO): protein methylesterase activity
Source: RefSeq, a predicted model, not a curated record
AUGAGCGACUUGCAGAAGGCUUGGGCAAAGAAGAAGCUGAACAUCAUGGCUCCCGAAGGCUUCAACGAGCUGGACGAAGACCAUGAGGACGGCCAUCUCCCUGAGCUUCCGGAGAUUAACGAUGACGACUCUUCAUCUGCCUCGUCAGCUUCGUCAACGGGAACAAUUGUCCCCUCACCGAGUAGGAAUUUAUUCGCAAGACCACUUGGGCCGCCCAGAGAAACCAUCUUGUUGGCACAGCAGCAGAUGAACUGGAAAGAGCUACCGCCUAUCAUCCUGGUCGGGCACUCCCUAGGUGGUGCUGUAGUGACUGACCUGGCGAAAAGUGGAAGCUUGGGCAGCUCCUUGCUCGGGUAUGCCGUCCUCGAUGUUGUUGAAGGGUCUGCUAUGGACGCAUUACAGAGCAUGCAAACCUAUCUCUCGACACGGCCGUCGGGUUUUGCGACUCUCCAAGCAGGCAUUGACUGGCAUAUUCGGUCGAGGACGAUCCGCAACGCCAUGUCGGCGAGGACAAGCGUCCCGGCUCUGCUUGUGGAAGAUGAUAGCUUCGGUCCUUCGCGGCCGUGGAGGUGGAGGACAGACCUAGCUGCAACGGAACGUUUCUGGCCGGACUGGUUUGUCGGUCUGAGCAAGAAGUUUUUGGAGGCGAAGGGUGGAAAACUUCUCUUACUCGCCGGAACAGAUCGCUUGGACAAGGAGCUGACAAUCGGCCAAAUGCAAGGAAAAUAUGCGCUACAGGUCUUCCCAGAAGCUGGGCAUUUUGUCCAUGAAGACUUGCCGGAGAAGACGGCGCAGGUGCUCGUUGAUUUCUACAGGCGUAAUGACAUGAGUGCACUUGUACUACCUCCCAAGGUGUCCGAACUACUGGCACAAGGUAAGAGGGUGUAA